CGGACUACAUAUACACAGACUACGCAGCAGGUGGGGUCGCAGAGCAAAUGUAUCCAGUCUAUCAGCUUUGUAUCACUAGUACGAGUUCAACGACGCACAAGCAUUCAUCGACCAUGACAAACUCGGAAAUCAAGAACAAGCACCUCGACGUGGAUGGAGACGGCUCCGACUCGGGUUCGAGUUCAGGUUCCAAGGCCAACUCGGGUCGAUCUUCCCCUUAUAUCCGAGAAGCUCAUCAGAAGAAGCAUCACCACGAAGCCCACAAGCACGACGGCAACGAUGACGGUCAUCCCGGGGAGCAAGCCCCGGAUCAUGGCCGCGAAUCCCCACAAGCCCGUCAACAACGUAACAAGCACAUCGGUCGCAAGAUCCAACAUGGGCUGCAAAAGUCUUCUUCCCGAAACACCGGUAUCCCCCUCGACUGCUACAUUGGUCUGGCUUUCCGGGUGAUGAAGACGGAAGAGGAGAUCGAGGAGUACAGACGUCAAGUCGGGGGAAUGUCGACCAGCGUGGUCGAUCUGGAAAAGGGGGAACAGCUGUUGACCUGGCAGGCUGUUGUCUCUGAUGGGAUCGGGACGAUCGAUUCGGGAAGAGACGCUACGACCCUGAAAGUGACGUCUCCGGAGGAAGACGAGAAACAGGGAUGGAAGAUGGUGAAACACGUCGCCGAGAGGAUCAUCACCACUGCGACCGAGGUCUCUGCUGGGAAAUCGAUGAUCUUCCAAGUUAUCGCCGUGUCCGAACCUCUCCCGCCUCUCCUCGCCAAAUGCCCAAUCUUCCUCCCUUCUUUCUACGCCCACCUCUCCGCCAUCCCCUUCCUCAUCCCCUCUCCGACAUACAUGUUCGAGAACCUGCCCGAUCCAGACCCAGAGUAUUUCGCUAGUAACGCAGUCUCGGUCGCGUUGAAGCACUUGCACCCGGCCAUCCAUAGUGCGGUGACGGUGGGGUGUAGGGAGAAAGACCGGGUCGUGCAGGUUGAUGCGGGCGGGUUGAUCCACAUCGCCAGUCUGGAGGGUUAUCAACAGUCUUCCAGCGAGAAGCUUUGGAAGAGGUUUAUGGCCCUUGUCAGGCAUAUCAAGGGAAACAACAUCAAGUUCGCCCGUGUCUCGGCUACACCCCAGGGAGGCGGGGUGGCCCUUCUCCAGAACGCGUUGGUGAGGUUGUGGAAGCUCGUAGGGCUCGAGGGGAAUGGGAUCUGGUUGGUACCGUUGGGUCAUCCGUCCGUCUUCGACAUCACCAAGAAGAAAUUUCACAACGUCUUGCAAGGAGUGGCGGAAAAGGACGUCAAGUUGGAAGAGAAUGACGAGGCAUACUUUGAGGCGUGGAUCAAGAGCAACUAUGAGAAGUUCUGGAAGGAUACCGGGGUAUUGACCGACAGGAUCCUCGUGGCGGACGACCCUCAAGUGGUCCCGCUCAUUCCGCGUGUCAAGAAGGAUUUCCCCGAUACCAAGAUCAUCUUCCGGUCCCACAUCCAGGUUCAAUCCGACCUCACCGACGACCCUUCGACCGAACAGGCUCACGUUUGGGACUAUCUGUUCGGCUUCAUCAAGCAUAGCGACAUGUUCCUCGCUCACCCCGUGGACUUCUUCAUUCCGAAGAACGUCAAGAAGAGUUUACCAGUCAUGUACAUGCCACCCAGUACGGACCCUCUGGAUGGGUUGAACAAGCCGUUCGGGAAAGAGUCGAUGGAGCAGAUCCAGAAGGUGUACAACUCGUUGUCGAUGCAGCAAUCCGGUGUCGAGCUUGACUGGAAUCGAGGAUAUUUCCUUCAGGUGGCUCGAUUUGACCCAAGCAAAGGUUUGAACGACCUGUUGGCGGGAUACCUUCAGUUCAGGCAGAAGGUCGAAGAGGCUGGCAAGGGCGGGGGUGACGGCGAUGCCAAAAAGCCGCCCCAAUUGAUCGUCGUUGGGCACGGCUCGAUCGAUGACCCUGAUGGCACCAGGAUCUACGAAGAGCUUCACGAGAUCGUCAACUCGGACGAGUACAAGCUCGUUACCAAGGACGUCUCGAUCGUCCGAGCUCCUCCUUCCGACACGCUGUUAGGCGGGCUCAUGCAAGGUGCCACGGUGGCGUUGCAGCUGAGCACUCGCGAGGGCUUCGAGGUCAAGGUCAGCGAGGCCGUCUUGAAACGUAUCCCUGUCGUCGCUACCAAGGCUGGAGGUAUUCCUCUGCAAGUCAAGGACGGCGUGAAUGGCUGGAUCGUCGAUCCUUCCGCGCCCGACCAAGUUGCGCAGGUCUUGUUUGACUUCUACAUGGGCAAACGUCAACUGAACCGUCGUCAAGGUCGCCCGGACGAAGAGUACUGUGACGAUCGUAUGCACCAUCACAAGACGUACGACGAAGAGGAGGUCGUUCAGGAAUUGCCUCGUUCGGAUGGCAAGGAGAACCCGAACCAUACUGAUGGCGAUCACAUCGGUGACCCCGGGAUCGUAGGAUUCGGUGAUGGAGACAGCAAGAUCAAGGAGGGAAGGAGGUUGACCCCGAAUGAUUCGGCCGACAUGUUUGUCAAGACGGUCGGCGCGCCCUUCCCUAAGGUCAAGCCUACACCCGACGGACCUAGCGAGGAUUUCUUUACCGUCGGCAAUGCUGCCAAGUGGUUGCUGCUGUUCUCUCUCAUCUCGGGGAAAUCGAUCAAGCCCGACGCUCACUCCAAGGCCAACGGUGGUCAGGGGGACGAAGAGGUCGAGCUGCUCAAGUCGAUGGGUCUACGAACCGAGGAUUGGAAGGGUGGGAAGGAGGAGAUGAAGAAGUGGGAUAAUCAGGCUGUCUGGAAGAUGGUCAUGGGCGACGACACGGACGAGGGGGAAGGGAGGAUCAUCUGGAGGGAUGAAAUGUUUCAAGGUUGAUCGAUCCGGUAACUGCAUGGUUUGAAUAAGUCGAGCAGUGAAAUCAUGAAGAAGCGCGCCAGGAGCUCUUGUAAUGUCCGUACACGUCUUGUGAUACCAUCAAUACCCUCGUUGC
Molecule: messenger RNA, 2961 nt
Organism: Filobasidium floriforme
Lineage: Eukaryota; Fungi; Basidiomycota; Tremellomycetes; Filobasidiales; Filobasidiaceae
Product: trehalose synthase
Exons: 11
Coding region: 48-2846 (932 amino acids)
Molecular function (GO): glycosyltransferase activity
Source: RefSeq, a predicted model, not a curated record